AUGGCAGACGUUGAAUCCGUUCUAGCUGCCAAUGCCAACGCGCCGCAGGCAGAGGUACCUUCAGACACUUCAAACCUGCCCGAGGGCGGCAACAAGUUCCAACAUGCCAUCUCGGCCUGGAGAACCAUCGACUAUACGAACCUCGUCGCGAAUCUCGACAACACUGCCUCCGAGAUUGUCACGUACCAGCGGGAUUCGACUGUCCAGAGAAAGGAACUGGCCCAGAAGACAAAAGACUUUAGAAAGCUCGAUGAUACAACGAAAUUGGCAGAGAUAAAGGGCCUGUUAAAAGCGUACCAAACUUUCAUCGACCUUCUCACGAAUCAUUCAAAGUCAAUCAAUUCGGCCUUCCUUCAGGCAUACACAUCCUUAUCCGAUGCGCCCGACCCAUAUCCGCUGCUGGAGGCCUCGGUUGACUCGAUGCUCGUGUCCGAAGACACCCUACCGAAGCUGACCGAGGAAAAUCAGCACCUGCAAAAGUCUGUCGCCAAGCUGACGACGCAGCUUGAGGAUACGGAGAGCAAACUGCAGACAGAAUCUGCCGCGAAGAGGGAGCUUGAAAACAAUCUAGAAAGCAGGGUGAAGGAGGUGGAAGCUUCUUGGGUGGCUGUGUUGGACGAAAAGAAGGACAAUUGGGCCGCGAAGGAGAAGACGCUGGAAGAAAAAGUUGAAAACCAGGAGCGACUGCUCACCGAGAUCAAGGCGAGCUACGAAGUGAACCAGCGUUUGGGCAAGACGGAUGUUGGAGAUGCGGAGGGUCAGGCCGGUCACGUCACUAGUGCCGAAAUCGAGAUGCUUCACUCAGACCUUGACCGAACUAGUCAGCGGCUGGCCGAGAUCGAAGCGCGAAACGAGCAACUGCGACUGGAACUUGCACAGGCAAAGUCAUCCGCGACGACUCAAACACCCGCAUCGCUGGAGGACGACCCCGCUUACAUGCGCAUGCGAUCCGAGAAUUCGUCCCUUAUUCGGAAGCUCGAUGCUACGAGGGUUGAGAAGGAGGGGCUCAAGCGUGAUCUAGAUUCCAGGCUGCGCAGCUUGGAUAGAGAAGUUGGCCUUCUUAAGGAAGAAAGGGACAAUCUAAAGUCCAAAGUGCAGAAAUGGAGCGACUACGACGACGUGAAGCAGGAGCUCGAGGUGCUCAAGAGCAUUGAGUUCUCGACGGGCGACGACGACGACGUGAAGGAUGUUGUCGAAAGUGCUGCAGAGUCUAAGAGCCAUGGCGACACUCUGGAGAAACUGCUCUUGGCACGGAACAAGAAGCUCGGCGAUGAGCUGACCAUUUUGCGUGUCUCCCACCAAGACCUACAGACAAAAUUAUCCGACCUCCAGGAGGACAUGUCGCGAACAAACAUGGACCUCGAGAAGUCGCAGAAACUCAACGAGCGACUCGAGAACGACCUCGCGACGCUGCAGUCGGAGUCGUCCAACGCUUUCCCAUCAGGCGCGUCCGUGGCUGGAACGUUCAACCGCUACGCCCCAUCAGUCGCCCCGGGGCGGAGGGGAGGAAGAGUGUCCCCGACAUCGUCCAUCAUCAGCGGAAUCGACCCCCGUAUGAGUGGUGGCGGAGAACCCAUGGGCGGCGGCUCAGGCAUCCUGCCAAUGAUUACUGCACAACGUGACCGUUUCAAAAAGCGGAUUGCAGAACUGGAGAGUGAAUUGUCGGACACCCACCGCACCGUUUCGCAGCUGAGACAAGAAGUAUCAGCUCUACAAAAGGACAAUCUCAGUCUUUACGAGAAGACGAGGUACGUUUCGACAUACAAUCGGGCAGGGCCUUCAGCAACGUCGUCCUCAGCGGCAUUCUCAUCUAACCCGAACCCUUCAACCGUUUCCAUUGGAGGCAGCGGGAACCCGGGGAUUACCAUGGACAGAUAUAAAAAGGCAUACGAAUCGAAUAUUUCGCCAUUUGCCGCUUUCCGAGGGCGGGAAUCAGCCAGGGCCUACAAGCGAAUGAGCUUCCCCGAACGUGUGGUGUACUCAGUAACGCGAAUGGUGCUGGCCUCUCGGACUAGUAGAAAUCUAUUUGCGGCAUACUGUGUCGCGUUGCAUUUGCUCGUUUUCUGCUCGCUAUACUGGCUCGGCACGGUGGACGUGGAGAAGCAUGCCAGUCACCUUGGCAAAUCGGUAGCAGGAGCCGCCACGGCGGGCGCAGGGGGCCUCAAGGGAGGGGCCGGAGACGGCCACGGCGACUGGCAAGAGGAAGGGUUCAACGGGCACUAG
Molecule: messenger RNA, 2223 nt
Organism: Colletotrichum orchidophilum
Lineage: Eukaryota; Fungi; Ascomycota; Sordariomycetes; Glomerellales; Glomerellaceae
Exons: 3
Coding region: 1-2223 (740 amino acids)
Biological process (GO): intra-Golgi vesicle-mediated transport
Cellular component (GO): Golgi membrane
Source: RefSeq, a predicted model, not a curated record